AUGGGCCAUCGAUUUAAUAGACCUGACUAUGAAAAAUAUGCUGAAGAGCUUAAGCGCCGUCAUCAAUCAAACGAAGAAAAAAAGCUAGAAGAUGAGUUUUUACGGACUUCUCUUAGAGCUUCGGAAAGGCUCAGGGCUCUCAAACAAUCACAACGUAUUUUAAAAGAGGCAGAAAACCGUAUAGGAGAAGAAAAUUUAGCCUUUGACGAAGAUAUUAAAUCUUAUUCAACGCCUACAUCAGUUAUUUCCGAUAUUCCUGGAUUUAUACAUUCUUUACGAAAGGCCUUAUCUCGCCAACCACCACAAGACAUACAGAAGUCUUAUAUCAACAGUGAUGAAUUUCAACCUGAUUCUAUCGAGUGGGAUUGGCUUACAAAGGGUCUCUUCUUGGCCCAUGAUGGAGUCGCUGAGGCCUGGCGACUGGAAGCUGCCGUGUUGGAGACGUGUCCUCAGGCUUUCAGACAGCUACAAGAGGAUGAAAGUGAU
Protopolystoma xenopodis is the source of this 486-nucleotide messenger RNA. The record is from the annotation of a GenBank genome assembly. NCBI's taxonomy places the organism in Eukaryota, Metazoa, Platyhelminthes, Monogenea, Polystomatidea, Polystomatidae.